Molecule: messenger RNA, 3359 nt
Organism: Mauremys mutica (yellowpond turtle)
Lineage: Eukaryota; Metazoa; Chordata; Testudines; Geoemydidae
Gene: CDH5
Product: cadherin 5
Exons: 12
Coding region: 135-2456 (773 amino acids)
Biological process (GO): adherens junction organization; cell morphogenesis; cell-cell junction assembly
Cellular component (GO): catenin complex; plasma membrane; adherens junction
Molecular function (GO): cadherin binding; calcium ion binding
Source: RefSeq, a predicted model, not a curated record
UGAAAACUGAUUUUUUGUUAUUGUUCUUCACUCUGGGUAGUGCUGUGUAGAUUUCUGGAUACUGUUGAUUUAGUUUGCCUAACUUGGGAUAAAACUGAAGCUUCACUGACUCCUGAAUCAGGUUGCAAAAGAAGAUGAAAAAGCUUAUUCUCCUUUUCUCCCUGAUCUUGGCUCCAGCCUCUGUUUACACAGAAGAUUUCAAGGCAAAACUAAAUCUUUCACCAAGCAAUAACAGUCAUAAACGAUUUAAGAGAGAAUGGAUCUGGAAUCAAAUGCAUAUCAUGGAAGAGAUUAAUUCACCAUUACCACAUCAUGUUGGGAAGAUCACAUCAAGUUCAAGGAAUAAAAAUGCUAUGUAUGUUCUUGAGGGGGAGUAUGCCAACAGCAUCUUUAAAGUCCGUGAAGACACCGGAGAUGUGUAUGCAUUUGAGAGGCUGGACCGAGAAAAGAAAUCAGAGUAUGAGCUGACAGCUCUCUUUAUUGACAGAACAACCAACAAAUCACUGGAGCCACCAUCCAGAUUUAUCAUCAAAGUCUAUGAUGUUAAUGAUAAUGUUCCUGUGUUUGUACAAAAAGUGUUCAAUGGUUCUGUCCCAGAAAUGUCACCAGUAGGAACUUCAGUCACCAAAGUGACAGCAGUGGAUGCUGAUGACCCAACACUUGCAGGUCAUGCCACAGUCAUAUACCAAGUUAUUCAAGGAGAGCGCUAUUUCACAGUUGAUGAUUCUGGAGUGAUUUCUACAGCCACAGCUGAUUUAGACAGAGAGAAUCAGUCUACAUAUGAAAUUGUGGUUAAAGCAAAAGAUUCUCCAGGGCUUCACGGUGGGGAUUCAAGCACUGCUACAGUCAUUAUUACUUUGUCGGACAUCAAUGACAACUUCCCAACAUUUGAACAGCAAUCGUUCCACUUUAAAGUCUUUGAAAACGUUCGAGUAGGAAGUGAAGUCGGCAAAUUGAAAGUACAAGACUUUGAUGAGCCACAAAACAGAAACACAAAGUACAAUUUUGUCAGAGGAGACUAUAGAGAUACCUUUGAAAUUAUACCAAAUGCAUUCACCAAUGACGGAAUAAUUAAGCCAAAAAAGCCAUUGGACUAUGAAAAAAUAAAAGAGUACAAGUUUGACAUUGAAGCAACUGAUCCAACGGUUAAUAUGCGUUUCUUCAAGCCCGGUGGGCCAAAGAGCAUUGCGACCAUUACCAUUGAAGUUCUUGAUGUUGACGAGCCUCCCAUCUUCUCUCAGCCAUCUUAUGUUUAUGAAGUAAAAGAAAACUACUUCACAAAAAACCCGCUUGGCAAAGUUUUGGCAGUAGAUCCUGAUGCAGCAAAACGGAAAAUUAGAUAUACCCUCCGAAGAUCCAGCCCCAGUGGGGACUAUGUCAAAGUAUCCAAUAGUGGAGAUAUCUUCAUCUCAAAGCAGCUGGACAGAGAAGCCAGUGCCUGGCAUAACCUUACCGUGGCAGCCCAAGAAAUCAUGGCAGACAAUAGAUUGUCUGACAUAGAAUCACAUACACAAGUUUAUAUCCAGGUUCUUGAUCAAAAUGACAAUGCUCCAGAAUUUGCUUAUCCUUAUGAGCCCAAAGUGUGUGAAAAUGCUGCACCGGGAAAGGUGAUAAUCAGGAUUUCAGCUACUGACAAGGAUGAAAUGUUGCCUGGCGUUAACUUCAAAUAUUCCCUGACCACGGAAGACAGCAACUUCACAUUGGUUGACAAUCACGAUAACACAGCUAAUGUCACCGUCAAAUAUGGACAGUUUAAUCGUGAGCUGGUGAAAAUCCACUACCUACCUGUCAUCAUCUCAGACAAUGGCACGCCAGAGCUAAGCAGCACAAAUACACUUUCCAUCAGUGUCUGCAAGUGUGAUGAGAAAGGAGAAUUCACUUUUUGCGAAGAAGCAAGUAAGCAAGUUGGAGUUAGCAUUCAGGCACUGGUGGCGAUUUUUAUCUGCAUCCUCACAAUCCUUGUAAUCACGUUGCUGAUCAUUCUGAGAAAGAGGCACAAGAAAGAGCUGACUGUACUCAGGAAGAAUGUGGCAGAGAUUCAUGAGCAACUUGUCACCUAUGAUGAAGAAGGUGGUGGUGAAAUGGACACCACCAGCUACGAUGUAUCUGUGCUCAACUCUGUCCGCAAGAAUGGCAUGAACCUGGAGCCUGGGCCCUGCCUAUAUGCACAGGUCCAGAAGCCAACAAGAAAUGGAAAUUCUGGCACUGGGGAAAUGGCAAUUAUGAUUGAGGUGAAGAAGGAUGAAGCUGAUAAUGAUGGGGAUUUGCUGCCAUAUGACACCCUUCACAUUUAUGGCUAUGAAGGUGCUGAGUCCAUUGCAGAAUCUCUUAGUUCUUUGGAGUCAGGAUCCUCUGAUUCAGAUAUCGACUAUGACUUUCUAAAUGACUGGGGUCCCAGAUUUAAAAUGUUAGCUGAGCUUUACGGAUUGGAGCCAAAUGAAGACUUUGUGUAUUAAGUUCAAAUCAAUUGUGUUUAGCUUUUUCCCCCUAGAGACAGAUAGUAAAGCCAAGAUGCAACCAGUAUGCAAAAGGAGGAUCAACAGAUCUUUACACAAGCAGCACAGGUUGUAACUAUGAUUCUAGACACCAAAACCUCAAAGCAUUUUGGGUUAAAAAGUUACAAUGAAAUCCAUUUUUUUUAAAGUAAUGACAUUGUUCUUGUCCCAUUCCCUCAGCAUAGGUAGCCCAGCUAGUACACGGGCUCCUCCACUGACACUAGUUCUCUAGGACCCACAGGUGAGCUCCACCGAGCAUGUCUUUUCAAUCAUUACUGCCCAGCACCUGUGAAAGUUUUCCAUAUAUAUGCUGAUGCCUUCAGCAGCAUGCCCCCGAUUUCAUUCCAUGUGGUGUCAUACCCUUUUAUCAAUGUGAAAUUAAGAACAGAGGAGUCUAGCAACUCUGAGAAGGAACAUAUUAUGGAGGCACCUGUAGCCACCUCCCCCUCAAGUCUGCCUUGCCUCCUGUACCAUCUUGCAUGGAUAAUCCAUGCCUUUGCUUCGGCAGCAAAGGGGAGGAUCAUCAUUUAAUAUUAAAGAUGAUUCCAUUAGGUUCGAAGAGAAUCAUGAUUUCUCCCUUCUUCCCAAUUCACUAGUUACCUUUCCACUCCAAAAAUGGGCUACUGCAGGAAGAUAGUAGAACUUUUGGGGAUUUUUAGAAGACCACCACAGUGGUUUUAAUUGGUCAUUUUUGAAAAGCUUGACUGUGUGGACUUCUUGCACCAUCCUGGAGUAUUAAAAUCUCCCUUUAUCCUCAGAAAAAAAUAUUUUCCUUUCUUAACUAGGAUCUUGGUGCUAUUCAAUGGAAUAUACCCUGCUGGGCAGGAAGCCUGCAGAUCAGGUGGAAUAUUAAGGCUCCAGAAC